Messenger RNA from Centropristis striata (black sea bass), 2298 nucleotides. RefSeq names its product succinate dehydrogenase complex, subunit D, integral membrane protein b (gene sdhdb). Gene Ontology annotation, biological process: tricarboxylic acid cycle; mitochondrial electron transport, succinate to ubiquinone. NCBI's taxonomy places the organism in Eukaryota, Metazoa, Chordata, Actinopteri, Perciformes, Serranidae. Gene Ontology annotation, molecular function: ubiquinone binding; heme binding. Bases 97 to 573 code for a protein of 158 amino acids. The transcript has 4 exons. Gene Ontology annotation, cellular component: membrane; mitochondrial envelope. The record is from RefSeq and is a predicted model, not a curated record.
GCUUUGUGAUCUCUUUCACCAUCCAACAUCUUUGUGCUGCUGACGACUCAACAACCACAUCCGGGUAACUGUGGUGACCUUGAUUGGCUGAUCAUCAUGGCGGCUAUCGUCAGGUUGAGUUCUGUGUGUCGCAGAGGAGUCAAACCUCUGUUCUAUCAAAGCACUUUGUUGGCCAGGCCGCUGGUUGUACCACACAAAUACCAGGAGCAGCCCUACCAGCUGACAGCAAGGAUUCAUGCGUCACAGGCUUUGUACGCGGGCUCUGGCUCCAAAGCCGCCUCCCUGCACUGGACAGCAGAGCGAGUGCUGAGCAUCCUGCUCCUGGCCAUGGGACCCGUGGCCUAUUUUAACCCCUGUCCUGUCAUUGACUACUCCCUGGCCGCUGCCCUGACCCUGCAUGGACACUGGGGUAUCGGCCAAGUGCUUACAGACUAUGUUCACGGGGACGCAAAGAUCAAGAUGGCCAAUGCCGGCCUCUUCCUCCUGUCCACGGUCACCUUCGCCGGUCUUUGCUACUUCAACUACAACGACGUGGGCAUUUGCAAAGCCAUUGCCCUGCUCUGGAGCAAAUGAAUAUAACUGUGGACUGGGAAGCUCGGGAGGACCUAGACGCUGGGAUGAGAGCACUCUCAUCAUGGCCGAUUGUAAAAAUUCAAGGUGUUCUAUGUAAAUUCUUAUAAAUAUAUCAUUUUUGACCAUAUUACAGUGAUUCACAAGUGUGUGAUUGUUAAUAAUGUCAACCAAUGAAGGCUUGGUCUCUGUAUUAAGUUCUUUCUCAACUUUUGGCAUCCAUUUUCUCUUGUGAAAUGUGGCAGAUUAGCUCCUGUUUGUGUUCAAUGUGAACUCAAUUGAAGCUACAUCACCAAUCAGAUUUUGAUCCUAAGCAAUAUGUCCACUUGUUCCCAUCAGAGAUAUCCAGUGUCUUGGCAUGUACCCGUUAUACUUGCUGAGGACAAAACAGCUGACUUCUAUAAAGUCUUAGGGACUAGAGCUGUUAGACAUAAUUUAUUUUUGCAUGUUGGGGUCGUUCUUGUGGCCAAUUUCGUAAAUGUGUUUUGUUUCGAUCACAAUGUGUACAUACCAUCUUUUUCUGAUGAACCCAUCAGGAAUAAUAGGGCAGCAGAACAGAUGUGAGCAGUGUUUGUAUGUUCACAUGACCCUCCACACUAACCGCAAUGUACAGAUGGCUCACAAGUUCCACUUAAUGUUUUUGUUUCUACAGCCUCACCGUGUCACUCAGCUUCAGUGUACUUGAGUUUCACUGUAUCUCGACUGAGAUGGUGCCCUUUCAAAGUCAGCAGUUUAAUUGUGAAACGUCUACCUGUCAGCCAAGUAUGCUAAUGCUGUGUUGUGAGCAGAGAGCAGCAGAGGCUGAGGGGAGUUAUAAGAGCAGAAUGCAUUUGCAUGUUUAACCCAGAAGAUCUGCUCUGCUGCUCUAUAGAAGGUUUGUUAAAGGUAAGGUAGGCCAGAUCUGAAGUGCAUCAUAAGUUCAAGCCAUCCAAUACUCAACCUACCUGUGCAUCUCCAGCAAAGUGGCUAAUAAAGUCUGGCUGUUUACAAACUUGUAAGCUAGCAGUGUUUAAUCCACAGCAGGGGCUGAAAUUAACAGCUGCGAAAUGCCGUCCUCUGCCAAUAAAAUAUCAAGACCGUAAUACUAACGCCUCUGACAUAUUGAGUUGUGUUGUACUUCAUGUAUGAAUUACAAACUCCUUUCAUUGUGUGAGUGAGCAAACAGCAAAUUUGAAAAAUGACAAAUUUUUGGAAAAAAAAUCUGCUUUUAUUUUGGCCAUAUAAAAAUUAAGUUUCAGGCAAUUUAUUACCUCAUGGCAAAUAAGGCAAAAAUGUAAUUUCAGGCACUGUUACUUCACCAAUGUAAGCCCGUUUGAUAAGAUGACUGGCUAAUAAAACUUGGAAAAUGUACUCAUAGUGUACAAUAUACUUGGUACACACACACGCUCUUGCAUGAAGCUAUUAAUGCCAGCAAUUAUUUUUGUCUCGCUGUACGAUCUGGAUUCAGUUUAUUGUUUCAAUGCUCCUACAGUAAACAUUAUACAGCUUACAAGUUUGGUGUUUGUCCGCUUCUUACAGUAAUUGUCAAUUUGUAAUUUCUGUUCAACAAAUGUCUUUUCAGAUUAUACGCACAAAAUGAGAUUUGUGGCAAGAAAAAUGUUCCUGCCUCAAUGGAAUAAAGUUGGCUUUACACAUGUUUUAAUAUUUUCACAUUUUAUGACCAAACAGUGCACACAAUAUAUAAUAGGAGUACAAAAGGUGUAUAAAAAUACCUAUAAACUGUAUUUU